This is a messenger RNA of Ctenocephalides felis (cat flea), 1526 nucleotides long. Its product is annotated as ceramide synthase 6. The record is from RefSeq and is a predicted model, not a curated record. Gene Ontology annotation, cellular component: membrane. Gene Ontology annotation, biological process: ceramide biosynthetic process. Bases 128 to 1243 code for a protein of 371 amino acids. The transcript is spliced from 8 exons. Gene Ontology annotation, molecular function: sphingosine N-acyltransferase activity; DNA binding. NCBI's taxonomy places the organism in Eukaryota, Metazoa, Arthropoda, Insecta, Siphonaptera, Pulicidae.
UCUGUCAGUCGAUUAUUUUAGUAAUAGGUGUUUUGUAAUGGAGGCUUGUUUAUAGAACAAAAAUGAUUUUUAACAAGAACUAUCAAUUUAUUAUUUUGUAAAGUUUAUAGUGUUAAUAAAUAACAAAAUGUUCGACGUUUUGCGGCCUGUGUUUAACGUGUUCUGGUCAGAAAGUGUUUGGUUACCGCCUAAUACGACAUGGCAUGAUAUUUCCCCGGAAAGCAGUGAUGUUAUUAAGCAUGCAGAUUAUAGAGAUUUAAUUUAUCCGAUACCCAUGGCAUUUGUCGUAUUAUUCCUAAGAAAAAUAUUGGAAAGAUAUUGGUUUUGGCCAAUAGGCAUCUCUCUUGGUAUCAAAAAUACGAGGCCAAAGCGAGCAGUUGCCAACACACUACUAGAAAGUGCCUAUCAAAUAAAUAGCAGACUUAAAUAUAAACAGGUAGUAUCAUUGUCAAAACAACUAGAUUGGUCUGAAAGACAGAUCGAGAGGUGGUGGCGGCUACGAAGAGCUCAAGACAAACCGUCUACUUUAGUCAAAUUUUGCGAGAAUUCGUGGAGGUGCCUUUAUUAUUCAUAUAGUUUCGUAUAUGGUCUGAUUGCGCUUUGGGAUAAGCCCUGGUUAUGGGAUAUAGAUGAAUGCUGGAAGCAAUAUCCCCAUCAGUCAGUCAACAAUGAGACUUGGUGGUAUUAUAUGAUAUCGAUGAGUUUUUACUGGUCGCUCUGCAUAUCUCAGUUUACUGAUGUUCGGCGUAAGGACUUCUGGCAAAUGUUUGUUCAUCAUUGUGCAACAAUUACCUUAAUGGCUUUUUCAUGGAUUUGCAAUAUGCAUCGAAUCGGAACUCUAGUCUUAUUGGUUCACGAUUGCGCUGAUAUAUUUUUAGAGGCUGCUAAAAUAACGAAAUACGCAAAUUAUCAAAAGCUUUGUGAUUGUAUAUUUGGGUUGUUCACAGUGAUUUGGAUUGUUACAAGAUUAGGUGUUUACCCGUUUUGGAUCAUGUACAGUACUGCAGUAACUGCACCAAAUUUUGUGCCUGUGUUUCCUGCAUAUUAUAUAUUCAAUGGUCUUCUAUCCUUGCUCCUAGUUUUACACAUUGCCUGGACAUAUCUUAUAUUGCAAAUAGCUUAUAAGGCUUUAGCUGCAGGCCAAAUGGAGGGUGAUCUGAGGAGUUCAAGCAGUGAUCUGUCAGAAAGCUCUGGAGCUGGAAAUGAUAAAGUUAUUCUUAAUAACCAUGUAUCGCACCAAUAGAUAUGAAAUAUUUAGUAUAAUCUAUGAGGUGAUGUUGAUCAAUUGAAUGUUCAAUGAUCCAUCUUCAGCUUUGGCUAUGACAGGGUAAUACUCUUUAACUGGCAAUGACAGGGUUAUACUUAAUAACCACUUAUCACAUUAGUGAAUGUUAACGCAUCUUCAAAAUCUACGUAUGUAAUUAAUAUUUAUGUAUAUAAUAUAUUGUAAAUCUAUAUUCUGUACAAAUAUGUAUAUUUGUACACAUUUAUGUUCUAUAUUUGUAUACAUGCAUUACAUAUUCACA